Messenger RNA from Entamoeba invadens IP1, 636 nucleotides. RefSeq lists its product as hypothetical. NCBI's taxonomy places the organism in Eukaryota, Evosea, Mastigamoebida, Endamoebidae. Bases 1 to 636 code for a protein of 211 amino acids. The transcript has a single exon. The record is from RefSeq and is a predicted model, not a curated record.
AUGUCACAAUCUGAUGUUGCAAUAAAAUUUAAAGAUAUUGUUGAUUCCAAAGAAAAAUUGGAUGAACUGUUUGCAACUAAUAUACAAAAAUACAACGCUAUUCAUGAUAAAAUCGCCGAUGACAACAAUACAAUCGACAACAGUUUACCCCUUGAUAAACAGUAUGAAGAGUAUAACAAACUUCAAGAAAUUACUUCUAAAACGCUUGAAAAUCAAAACGAAUUUGUCGACCAAUGUAUCGAAUUAUCGAACAAACUAAGAGACAUCACAGCCAAAAUGGAUAGUCUUAUUCUGUUGGUCAACAAACAAAAAACAGACAUGUCUGAACACCACCAACAUGUGAUAUCACAAAUGGUCGAAAUCGACAAAAAACUCUGCGAAAAAGAAAAGGAGCCGCUUUUGAAACAAAUCGAAGAAAUUGAAAAGAGACACAUCGAAAAACAAGCGUGUUUAAAGCAUACAAAAGAAGAAGAAGAAAAAGUUGCUUAUCUGUUCACUUUUCCUUUUUCAACACUAAAAAAUUUUGAUUGGAAAAGUUAUCAAAACGAAUUGACAGAACAACAGAUUUUUGCUGUUGCGUUUGCAAGUUACGUCCAAAACAAAAAUUUUGACGCUCUCAAGAAAAGUUUUAAUUGA